This is a messenger RNA of Spodoptera litura, 1798 nucleotides long. The record is from RefSeq and is a predicted model, not a curated record. NCBI's taxonomy places the organism in Eukaryota, Metazoa, Arthropoda, Insecta, Lepidoptera, Noctuidae.
UUGAGAGGCGCUAACAUCUUUCCGACAGUAAAGUGACUUCAUAGACUGCGGUUUACAGUGUAGUAAAUAAUUAAAUACAGCGCUUCUAUUCAGCGUAGUUAAAGCUGCGUGAGGUAUUUCAACAGCAAAUAUCGUACCACCUAUUAUUUCCUCCAACCACUAAUAACUAGAUAAAGUGUUGUUAGUCCACAGCUAAUAUCUCUGAGGAUAGGAUGGCGACGACAAUAGCGGGUAGCAGGAAUGUAAGAGAUUUAAGUAAACCAGAUGAAUAUGGUUUUAAAGGAUUGAAAGAAAAUGUACAUAAUGGAAAAACUACCAAUGGUUUUAUGAAAUCAAACGAUCUAAGAAAUGGUGACACUGACUUUGGUAUAUCGGGCGGGGGAGUGCCAAAGAUGGACUGGUCCAAGUACGACACAUUCCCCGGUUCCUUUGAGAAGUGCACGUUGUUGACGGCGGCGCUCACCCACUUGGGUCUGUACAUUCUCAUGUUCCUCGGCUUUGUCAACCAGCUGCUGUUCACGCCGAAGGUUGCCACGGAAAAGAAUAGAGAGGUUUGUACAUGUACACUAUUAGUAUUACGAUUUGCGAAAUCUGCAGCAGUGAGAGAGUUCACGGGCACAGAGCGUCGCUGCAUCAACCUGGGCUCGUACAACUACCUCGGGUUCGCGGGCCACAGCACGCACGACGAGGUGGCCGCCGCCGCGCGACUCUACGGCCUCGCGCUCUGCUCGCCGCGCGCCGAGCUCGGCUCCACGCGCCUGCACCGCCUGCUCGAGGAGACCACCGCCAACUUCCUCGGGGUCGAGGCAGCCAUCGUGGUGGGCAUGGGGUUCGGCACCAACACGCUGGGGCUGCCCGGCCUGCUGGGGCCCGGCAGCCUGGCGCUCAGCGACGAGAAGAACCACGCCUCGCUCAUCAUGGGGCUCCGCCUCGCGCGCGCCACCGUGCGCGUGUUCCGGCACAACGACGUGCGACACCUCGAGCAACUCGCGCGCGCCGCCAUCGCGGAGCGCAAGUGGACCAAGAUCGUCAUUGUGGUGGAAGGCGUGUACAGCAUGGAGGGCACGAUAAUGGAGGGCACGAUAGUGCCGCUGGGCGCGAUGGUGGCGCUGAAGCGUCGGCUGGGGCUGCAGCUGUACCUGGACGAGGCGCACAGCGUGGGCGCGCUGGGCCCGCGCGGCCGCGGCGUCUGCGACCACGCCGGCGUGGCGCCCGCCGACGUCGACGUGCUCAUGGGCACCUUCACCAAGAGCUUCGGGGCCGCCGGCGGCUACAUCGCGGGGUCGGCGAAGCUGAUCAACUGGAUCCGUCAGUACGGGCACGCGCACACGUACGCGCACGCGAUGUCUCCGCCGGUGGCGCAGCAGAUACUGGCCGCCAUGCGCCUCGUGGACGAGGAGGAGGGGCGCCGGCGACUGAGAGCUCUGCGCGAGAACACGCACUACUUCCGCGACCAACUGCGUCGUAUGGGCGUGGUGACGCUGGGCCACCCCGACUCGCCCGUGGUGCCGGUGUUGGUGUACACGUUCAGCAAGAUGGCGGCCACCGUGGAGCGCCUCACGGAGAGCGGCGUGGCCACCGUCGGCGUCGGCUUCCCCGCCACGCCACUCAACAAGGCGCGCAUACGGUUCUGCCUGUCGGCGUCCCACUCGCGCGGACAGUUGGAGCGCUGCGUGGAGGCGAUGGCGCGCGCCGUGCGCGAGCUGGGCCUGGACUACUCGCGCCAGCCGCGCUAGCAAGCCGCCGUCUACUUACUCGUUACUACUUACUAUAUUCUAUAAAUUAUUUUCAUACGUUA